Molecule: messenger RNA, 545 nt
Organism: Gavialis gangeticus (Gharial)
Lineage: Eukaryota; Metazoa; Chordata; Crocodylia; Gavialidae
Gene: NDUFC2
Product: NADH:ubiquinone oxidoreductase subunit C2
Exons: 3
Coding region: 43-375 (110 amino acids)
Biological process (GO): mitochondrial electron transport, NADH to ubiquinone
Cellular component (GO): mitochondrial inner membrane
Source: RefSeq, a predicted model, not a curated record
GGCGGAAGUGGGGGCGGGGAAGGAGAAGGAGGUGGCGGCGCCAUGUCGGUGUUGCCGGAUGAGUCGCGCUCGCUGCCGCCGCCGAACAUCGUGAACCACAACUCGGUGGUGUUGGCUAGCAUAGGCUGGGCUGCGGUUGUGCUCAACAACCUCGGCCACCGCCGCCCCGCGCUGGGCACCGGUGUCCAUCGCCAGAUCCUUGCUAUAUCGAUAGGCUGGUUUGUUGGCUAUUAUGCAACCAGACGAGAAAACUACUACUACGCUUGCCGGGACAGAGCUCUGUACCAAUACAUAAAGCAUCAUCCGGAGGACUUUCAGCCGAAAGAAAGGAAAAAGAUGGCCGAAGUUUUGGAGCCCUUCCAUUCAAUUCGCUGAAGACUCUCCAAGCAACUACUGACUUGUCUUCUGAGGCACGUUCUUCUGACCAUUUCUAUGCAUAUGAUUGAAGCAGGCUAUAUAUGACUAACUGUCCAAAUGCCCCGGCUUAAAACAGAGGGCUCUCGUAUUUAAAAAGUAUGAAUAAAAACUGUUCCAUUCAUUAGUAA